CAACAGAACACUCUCAGACACCAUGGUGCAUUUCACUGCUGAGGAGAAGGCUGUUGUUGCUAGCCUGUGGGCCAAGGUGAACGUGGAGGUAGCUGGAGGUGAGGUCCUGGGAAGGCUUCUAGUCGUUUACCCAUGGACCCAGAGGUUCUUUGACAGUUUUGGCAACUUAUCUUCUGAAACUGCAAUAAUGGGCAACCCCAAGGUCAAGGCCCAUGGCAAGAAGGUUCUGACCUCUUUCGGAAAUGCUGUGAAACAUAUGGAUGACCUCAAGGGCACCUUUUCUCAGCUGAGUGAGCUGCACUGUGACAGGCUGCAUGUGGAUCCUGAGAACUUUAAGCUUCUAGGCAAUAUGAUAGUGGUUGUCUUGGCAACCCAAUUUGGCAGGGAGUUUACCCCCCAGAUGCAAGCAGCCUGGCAGAAGCUGACAACUGCUGUGGCUAAUGCUCUGGCCUACAAGUACCACUGAGUCACCUGUCCAACUCUGUGAGUGCCUACCUGAAGGUCCUGUGUUCCAAGAGUCCAUCCCCUGAAGGCUGGGGGAAAUGCCUUGCCUCUAUACUUAACACCUAUGUGACAAAAAUAAAAUAAAAAUAUGCUCUAUAAGGAA
This is a messenger RNA of Miniopterus natalensis, 607 nucleotides long. Its product is annotated as hemoglobin subunit epsilon-2. The record is from RefSeq and is a predicted model, not a curated record. Gene Ontology annotation, biological process: hydrogen peroxide catabolic process; oxygen transport. Gene Ontology annotation, cellular component: hemoglobin complex; blood microparticle; haptoglobin-hemoglobin complex. Gene Ontology annotation, molecular function: peroxidase activity; haptoglobin binding; organic acid binding. Lineage: Eukaryota; Metazoa; Chordata; Mammalia; Chiroptera; Miniopteridae.